This is a messenger RNA of Triticum urartu, 1515 nucleotides long. The record is from RefSeq and is a predicted model, not a curated record. Lineage: Eukaryota; Viridiplantae; Streptophyta; Magnoliopsida; Poales; Poaceae.
GCUGUGUAUUCCUCUCCCCGCUCUCUCCCCCAAAUUGUGCCCUAUCCAUCCCAAUCACCAGCGAUGAUGAAUGCCUCCUACGUGUUCUCCGGCGAGGUUAAGGCCGAGGCCGUCGACAAGAGCUCCGGCACGGCGGACCUAUUAAAUGUCUCCGUCAUGGCCUCCGACGAGGGGAAGGGCGUGACCGCCGGCAAGAUCUUCAGCCUGCCGGAGUAUCCGCGCGUGGCGCGCCUUCGUCACCGGCGCCUCAUGAGCUACCUCUGGUGCCAAGGCUUCGACGACUCCUACAAAGAGCUCAUGAACAAGACGCGCGCGUACAUGGACCUGCAGCACCUGUGCGACCUCAUCCAGGUCGGCCGGUGGGCCGACGCCGUCGGGUACGCAGACAAGUUCCUGCCGCCGUCCACCACCUGUCACAAGAGCUUUUACGCCUUUGUCUUCCGUCACUUCCUUAAGAGUCUCCACGGGUUCGCCAACGCCGCCGCCGGCAAAGGGGAGAAGUUGCUGCCCAAGGACUACCUCCAACUGAACCACGAAAGAGCCGUCAGCCACGCCGAACUGAGGCUCCGCUCCAUCUGCAUGUCCGUAAUCGACCGUUUCAGGGCCAACAUGAACUGGCGGAGAAUGCAGAUAAAGGCAUCGUCUCUUGUCGGCUCGCUGGCUCAUCGCGUUCCAGAGCUGCGAGGCUGCCUCUCGCUGCCGACCACCGGCUUCAACCCACCCCAUGUACUUCCCAUUGCUUCCGGUUUGAGGAGUCAUAGGCGUUAUGUGAAGCAGAAAAAUACAGGAUCAGAAAAACAAAAAGCUGUCAUCAGGGCCUUGAAGAGGCAGUGUCGACGUCAUAUGAGUUCAAAUAUUGAGUCGGUUGACGAAGCAAAGGAAUUGCUGGCGGAUCUCCUUGAUGCAACUGUACGAUCUGGCUUUCGAACGGUAUCCUCUGUUCCAAGCCAUCCACUUGAAAAUGAAGGCGCUCAAUUCCUCCAGCCCAUCCCAGGUACCUUCACAGAAGCUAAAACUUCUGGGCCAUCGACAAAUGCAGGCACGAGUAAGCAUGAGGGCGAAGCAGGUUGUCACACCAUCACUGCUCGUCAGGAGGAUUCAGAUGGGAGAAAGAAUUCAAGGGAUGAACUUGCAACGGCUGAGCAAGACCGUGAUUCGAAACGACAACGGUCAAAUGGGGCACCUCGUGAAGCAACUCUGGUCAUGCCAGGGUAUUGUGCUGUGGAGAAUUUGAGCGCCAAGCCGAGUGGCGGAGAGACGGCCGCUCCAUGAAAUACCCAUUCUGCUGGAGCGUUUGGCUGACCCGUUUUACCUCCUGCUUGAGGCCUGCGAGUCUCCUGGAACUUGUGACAAUGUUUAUGAUGCAACUCUGUUACCAACUACUAGUGCUUGUGUUGGGACUAGUGUCGAUCACUUAUAUGCCACUAAAGUAUGUAAGCUGCUGAGUAAUGGGUGAUGCUAUGUACUGUAAUGAUGAACUCGGGAUUUAUUGCUGCUGGAAUGGGAAGAUCUGUG